UCUUUUGGCGGGAACAAUGUAAACAAACAUUGCAGAGAGGCGGUAGAAGCCGUAGAUCAAACAUGGCUACUCUAGAUGACGUUAAGUUGCACCUAAAAGCGAGGCACAUCAAAGUACCAGAUGACUGGCUUACAGCUUGUAUUGAGUGGAUUCGACAGAGUUAUCCUACACAUGCCACCGGCAAGAAACGUAUGUUGGAGUUGGUGUAUGAACAAUGGCUGUUGUGUGACCUGUCGGAGCUGGCUACCCAUUGUUUACCUUGUAAUUUAAAACAGGAAGUAACUACUGUCAUUCAAGGCCAUUUUGCCUUACAGGUGAAUCAGGUUUGUGAUGUUGGCCAGGCAGCUUACCCCCAGCUUCAGAAGAUCAGGCAAGAAAAAGCAGAAAACUCAUAUGUGUCAGCCGAGGACCAUCGUCAGCCUGAUUGGUGGGAGCCAAAGCCAAGCAGAAUGUUGAUGCUGCAGAUGACAGAUGGAACACGUGAAGUGCAAGGCAUGGAGUAUCACUCUAUUCCCAACCUCAAUGUAAACCUCAAGCCUGGAACAAAGGUACUGUUAUCUGGAAUUAUAUUUGUCCGUCGAGGAGUAAUGCUCCUUAAGAAAGAACACAUAACCAUCCUGGGUGGGGAGGUUGAGGCCUUGCUUGUUUCAAAUGCAUUGGAAAAUGUUCUUGCACGAAAACUAGGCGCUAAGGAAAACCCACAGCCAAGAGAAUAUGAAGACACGGCUCCCACCCAGUUACACCCUAGUCAGUCUUCCUGUUAUUACCCUUCACAGCUCAACUCAGCAUCCACUAGGCCUCAAAAUAUUCAGCCACCAAGAAGAGAAGUGACACCGUCUUCAUCAGGGUAUAGGAGCCAGGCUAACUUCACUGCACCUCCAACCACCGGUGUAGAUGAGAUGGAUGAUGAUGAUUUUUUUGACCAAAACAUGGAAAUGGCUUUAAGCCAAAUUGAGUGUCAGGAAUUAUCAUCUGCUACAAGUACAAGUGCAGUCACCCCCUUAUUGUCAUCCAACAGCAGAUCGUCAACACAUACUUCUCAGACCAGUACCAACACUGUGAAUCAUUUUGACACCAAUAAUGAUAAUGGUGAAGAUAUGAACAUUGACAAUAGCUUUUUCGAUGAUGAUUUUGAUGAGAUUCUGAUUGAUGCAGAAUCCCAAAUUAAUGAAUCAUUUUCAAGUUCAGAAACAUCUACAUUAACAAACAUAACACCUCAGACCACCAGUAAAGGUUUUCAUAUACCAACGGAAACUUUAAGACAACCUAAUGGUUCUUCUAGUGUUCCUGGUACCUCCAAAACUCAAUCAUUAACAGGAAUUAGUAAACAUGGUUCCUCUUGCAGCAGUACAUUAACAGAAAAAUGUAGUAAGCCAUUAAGGCUGACGAAUUUUUUAUCUCAGCCAUCAAGUCAAUCUCCAGGAGCCAACAGAUUGCCAAAUUCCAAAUACUUCCAAAGAAGUUUGCCAUCUAAAAAAUCCCCUUGGAAGUAUUCUCCUUUAAAGCGUGGAAGUGCAGUAUUUUCAAAUGCAGUUGGCUUUCAGACUGCAAGCAGUUUCAUGGCCUCAUCUUCAAGGUCAAUGCUGAAACAGACAUCCUUAGAGGACAUGGGCUUUAAAACACCUGCUACUCCAAUUACAGAGAAAAAACAAGAGAACAUUAAUUCAACUUCAGGAAGUUUAGAAGAGAGAGUCAAGCAUGACCCACCUUUUACAUAUCUGGUCUAUCAACUAAAAAAACCCCUAAUUCCUCAGGAAUUUACAGUGAGAGGUUUCAUCACGACUCUGUUAUCAAAUUUGGGGCAAGUAAAUGGAAGGUGGAAACUUACUGCUUUGAUCAAUGAUGGAAGUGCUUCCUGGGAAGUGGACAUGGAUGACAUGGUCCUUCGGGAACUUCUUGGAAUUAAUGCAGAAGAAUUUAAUCAGAAAAAGGCAGAAGCCAAGUCUAAUCCUGUUAUCAUAUCACAAAUUACCAUGUGUAUUGCUGAGUGUCAGAAGAAGCUGAUGACCUUGUCCUGUCUGCUACACCUGAGAGUGGCCGUAUCCCUUACUAGGCCCAGAUUAAUGGCAAUUAGUUAUCUCACUAACACAGUGACUGAACAGCUUAGAGAUCGAUCAUCCAUAAAAUCUUAAAAGUUGAACAUUUAAUUUGCUGUAAUAACAAAAUCUUGUUUAUUUAAGUUUUUAAAUGCAAGGAGUCCUUGCUAAAUGCCACAGUUGCAUUCCUUGAAAAGUAAGAAUUAAUGGAAAUAGGCUCUGCCUUUGAACUUUUACCCAUCUUGGCUCUCAAUUCAUUGCACAAAUCCUUGGCCUUAGCUUGAACAACUUAAAGACUGAUUAGUACAGUAUACCCUGUAUUAUGCUGACUCUGGUCCUCUAUCCACAAUAUGAGAUGAUAUUCUAUGUUUUCCAUAACUGCACUUGUUGACCAAGAUAUCUUCUUUACAUUCUUUGGUGAGAGUGAGAUCUGGAGCAACAUUAGUGUUCACUUCAUGAUCACAGCAUCAGAAUGUUGUAAGACUUCUAACUUGUUGGGGUAGGCAUGGCAUUAUCACUUCCUGGGUUCAUUGCACUCAACCUGGGAUAGUUUUUUGUAUGUACGGAGAAAUAAUAAUGACAGCCAACAACUUUAUAUGGAUACAGGACCUAAUUUAAUAGCAAUCCCAAAAGGAAACAAGGGUAAUGAAGAGCCACCUUGUAACUUGUUCUGUGAUAUUAAGAGAUAAGAAACUCAGCACAUAUGUAAUCAGAGUAUUGGUGAGAUUUUGUGCAGAGGUAGGCUAAGAUGAUUUAGGCCUAUGGAGAGAAUGAUGGAGACAAAUAGGGCAGGGUUAGGCCAAGGGUGAUCUGGUGAAAGGUUGUGGGGAAUGACCUUACGGUUAAGGAUAUAAUGAGAGCUGCCAUCAGUUAAUCACAACUUACCCAAAUGUUAGGAAAAUGGCUAUAAAAUACAGAUGAUGCUUUGUGAAUAUGUACAUCAGGUACUACAGUUUUAUUUCAACACUAUUAUUUUAAUUUCUGGUUGAUAUGAAAUGUUAAAGUCCCAGUUAGGCAUUAAGGUCCUGCUGUGAUAUACAAUAAGGACAGUUAUGUUAAUUUUUUUUUUCUUCCCCAUUGGUUGGUGUCUAUUUUAUUUUCUGUAUAUCAUGAGACAAAUUUGAUGUUUCUUGACAUAAUUUUUCUCAAAACUGGCUCUUAUAUUAGAAUUUUUUAAUACCGGGCUCACAGAGAAUAACCCUUGGCAUGGUGGGAUUCUAAAAAUGAAGACUGCUGAAGAGCUUUGCUACUGAUCAUAAACAUGUGAAUUUCUAGUCAUUUUGUGAUCAAUAUGACAUAAAUCAUCCUCACCGUUAUGUCACAUGUCAUGUUCUCCAUACACUGAGUACCUAUGCCACAUUUUUCAGGGAAAAUGUGUACAAUUAGUUUAACCCCUUGGAUAAGUGGCAUCCUGUAGAGAAAGGGUUGAAAGAUAUUCAAUAAUUUGAAUUUAUUUUUUUUUAAUACAUAGUAUUCAGUU
Molecule: messenger RNA, 3516 nt
Organism: Homarus americanus (American lobster)
Lineage: Eukaryota; Metazoa; Arthropoda; Malacostraca; Decapoda; Nephropidae
Product: recQ-mediated genome instability protein 1-like
Exons: 10
Coding region: 63-2132 (689 amino acids)
Biological process (GO): double-strand break repair via homologous recombination; resolution of meiotic recombination intermediates
Cellular component (GO): RecQ family helicase-topoisomerase III complex; nuclear body
Molecular function (GO): nucleotide binding
Source: RefSeq, a predicted model, not a curated record